Peromyscus leucopus (white-footed mouse) is the source of this 1796-nucleotide messenger RNA. It is a transcript of the gene Ntaq1, whose product is annotated as N-terminal glutamine amidase 1. Gene Ontology annotation, molecular function: protein-N-terminal asparagine amidohydrolase activity; protein-N-terminal glutamine amidohydrolase activity. Bases 142 to 747 code for a protein of 201 amino acids. The record is from RefSeq and is a predicted model, not a curated record. Gene Ontology annotation, cellular component: cytosol; nucleus. The transcript is spliced from 6 exons. Lineage: Eukaryota; Metazoa; Chordata; Mammalia; Rodentia; Cricetidae.
CCCGCCCUCUCGGCUCUAGGCUCUUCCGGGUCCCCGGAAACUGCCCUGUUCGGUCCCGGUCGGGUCCACUCCGCCUGGGGAGCUGGUUACAACUGCUGCAAGCGGGUUGUUUGCUUGUUCUGUGAGCCACAGCGUCGGGCCAUGGAGGGGGACGGCCCCGCCACCGCCGCCGCCACGGCCCCGCAGUACCAGCCGGCCUGCCCUACGCGGGACGCGUGUGUCUACAGCAGCUGCUAUUGUGAGGAAAACAUUUGGAAACUCUGUGAAUACAUCAAAACCCACGACCAGUAUCCCUUGGAAGAGUGUUCCGCUGUCUUCAUAUCAAAUGAGAGGAAGAUGGUACCUAUUUGGAAACAGCAGGCAAGACCUGGGAAUGGACCUGUGAUCUGGGAUUAUCAUGUCGUUCUGCUUCAUGUGUCAAGUGAAGGACAGAGCUUCAUUUAUGACCUUGAUACUAUUUUGCCAUUUCCCUGCCCUUUCGACAUUUACGUAGAAGAUGCCCUUAAGUCUGAUGAUGACAUUCAUCCACAGUUUAGGAGGAAAUUUAGAGUGGUCCGUGCUGAUUCCUACUUGAAGAACUUUGCUUCUGACCGGUCUCACAUGAAAGAUUCCAGUGGGAACUGGAGAGAGCCUCCUCCAGCGUACCCCUGCAUUGAAACUGGUGAUUCAGAAAUCAAGGUGCAGAAAACAGGAUUGGAGGGCAGAAGUACUCUUGGGGAGAAUAAAUGCUGGGGGACAGAGCCGUGACCGUAGCAAACUGCUCGAUUAUUGGAUACAUUUGCUGGGAUUCUGGCAUCACAUCUGUGUGUCACCCAACAGCGCUAUCAGUAGUAGCACAUUGCCAAGGUGGGGUUUCACAUACUGGUAAAAGACAUCCCCAGUGCGUCCUUCUGCGUGGGAAAUGCCAUUUUAGUAACCUCGUAAUAAAACCGGCAGUAAGAGAGCUUUAUCACACCACUUGCUUCCUCCUGUGCUUCUAGGCAGCCAUCCAGUUGAGAAUGCCUUGAGAGCUCAGAUCAUAGCAGGUUAUUCACCCUUUUACUGUUGCUCGGCAUUCGCGUGCUUUUGAAACAUUACCUGUGAUUGUAAGUCAUUCACAGCAUUCCACUUAGGGGUGAGAUCAUCCCAUCCUGUGGCUAACGCAAUCCACAGGAAAGAGCCCUGCAGGCUCUGUGGGCCUCUGCAGAAACAGAGCAGGGGCACCACUAGCUCUUGGAGGAAGAAAGCAAAAAAUAUUUAGCGUAUUUGAAGGGGGUGAACAUUUAAAGAGGGUUUUGCCUGAGUUCUGAGUCUCUCAGUGAGAGGCUUCAUAAUGAAAGAAAAACCCAAACAACCCCAAACUGUGUGAUUGCUUUCCCGUAUCCCAUCUGCUUCCCCGCUUGCACAUUGGAACUAUGAAAACAGUGUUAGAAGAGGGCUUCCUGGGUUUACCUCAUUGUCUCAGGUGCCCCACUACACAGGGGCUAGCCUGGACACACAGUGCCUUCAGCAGGCACCCAUUUCUCUUAUAGAUGUGGAUUCUUACAGCCCAGUACAUGGUAGGUAAUCAGCACAUGGGACCUUCUCAGGAUCUGGUCCUUUUUGGCUCAGUCCUUUGGCUUGGAUGGCAGCUCAUUCAAUGUCAUUACUCACUUUGUGCCAGGCUUUGGUUAGCUUCUGCACAUAUGAAUGUAAUUUAUACUGUGAUCUGGGUGCUGGGGCUCACACCUGGCUCCUCUGCAGGAACAAGUUCUCUUAACCACUGAUCUGUCUUUCCAGCUACUCCUAUUUAUUUGUUUGAUUUUUUAUUUAUUUUA